Messenger RNA from Scaptodrosophila lebanonensis, 660 nucleotides. Its product is annotated as heat shock protein 23. Lineage: Eukaryota; Metazoa; Arthropoda; Insecta; Diptera; Drosophilidae. The transcript has a single exon. Gene Ontology annotation, biological process: response to heat; protein refolding. Gene Ontology annotation, molecular function: protein folding chaperone. Bases 1 to 660 code for a protein of 219 amino acids. The record is from RefSeq and is a predicted model, not a curated record.
AUGCCCAUACACUGGGACUGGGAUUGGGAUCACGAGCACGAGCAUGGCGGCCACUACCACUGGCCGCCUCGACGACACUGGCCCUCGGGAGAGGUGAAGUGCCGUCAGCGACGCUAUUAUCUCUCCCAUGAGCUGGAUGUGUGUGCCCGAGACUUCCAUUUACGAAUGGAUGACAGCGCCUGGUGUCACGGCUCGUGUUUGGUUGGGCGAGUGGUCAUAGAGACGGGCGCAGAGCCGGACUCGCAGGGCCGUGGCACCUUCAAAGUCGUGCUGGACGUGCAUCACUUCCAGCUCGGCGAGCUGACGGUGAAGGCGAAGAACACUGACACGAUUACAGUUGAGGGCAAGCAGGCGGAUGAUCGUGCGGCCAAUGGCCAGUUGUGCAUCGCGCGUGAAUUCUCACGUUGCUACAAGCUGCCCCGGCACUAUGAUGCCACCCAGGCACGUGCCACAUUCUCCGCCGAUGGCAUACUCAUGGUUACGGUGCCAGCACCACCAAAACUGGACGAUGUGGAGCGGCUGGUGGAGAUCGAGAAGACGGGCAACUACUUUGGCAGCAUUUCGGAUCCCAGUGCGGCCAGAGCCAUUGAGCAGGGGGAAGGCAAUGGUGAUGAUAAUGGUGGCGAGGCUUCUGCUGCUGGCACAGCGCCGGACACUUGA